Messenger RNA from Dovyalis caffra, 693 nucleotides. The record is from the annotation of a GenBank genome assembly. Lineage: Eukaryota; Viridiplantae; Streptophyta; Magnoliopsida; Malpighiales; Salicaceae.
AUGGGUUGUAAUUCAAUGCAGCUCGUUUCAGAUAUGGAAACUCCCGCACCUGAAACUGGAAGUAUAGACUUGGAUAUAUACCGAACUUUGGGGCUUAAGGAAUUAAGAAAAGGAGUUUUCAGAACUCCAAGGGUUUUAAUGCUUCUUUCUUCACUUCUUGAGAGGUCUGUUCAGAAAAACGAAAUGCUACUGGAGACAACACAGAUCAAAGAUGCUGUUACCAUAUUUCAUGGUUUAAGACCACCUACGGUAAGUAUUCAGCAGUAUGUUGAUCGCAUCUUCAAGUAUUCUGCCUGCAGCCCUUCCUGCUUUGUUGUUGCAAACAUUUAUGUGGAUAGACUUCUCCAGCAAACAGAUAUUCAUUUAACCUCCCUCAAUGUUCACCGGCUUCUGAUUACAAGUGUAAUGAUAGCAGCAAAGUUUGUAGAUGAUGCAUUCUUUAACAAUGCAUACUAUGCCAAAGUUGGGGGAGUAAGCACAGCAGAAUUAAACAGAUUGGAGAUGAAGUUUUUGUUUAGUCUAGAUUUCAGACUUCAAGUUAAUGUGAAUACAUUUGGAAAAUAUUGUUAUCAGUUGGAAAAAGAAUUUGCUGAUGGGCUUCAGAUUGAACGGCCAAUCCAAGCAUGUCGAAUUAAAGAAAGUUGGUCAAGCAAAGAUGAUUCAACUACUUGUGCUUCCACGAUUGCAAGAUGA